Molecule: messenger RNA, 1387 nt
Organism: Ceratina calcarata
Lineage: Eukaryota; Metazoa; Arthropoda; Insecta; Hymenoptera; Apidae
Gene: Mettl4
Product: Methyltransferase like 4
Exons: 5
Coding region: 213-1364 (383 amino acids)
Biological process (GO): methylation
Cellular component (GO): nucleus
Molecular function (GO): nucleic acid binding; methyltransferase activity
Source: RefSeq, a predicted model, not a curated record
GUAAAUGCGGUUUUUUUUUAUUAAACUCAAAAGUACGAUAUUAAUUUGAUGAAUAAAACUUUUGAAAGUAAUGAAAACAAUUACAUAUUGAGAAAAUGUGUCUAAAGCAAUCGAGAGCAAACUUUUUUUCAAGAGCCUGUGCAUGCAACCAUGCACUGGACGUAAAUCGAGUUAAUAAUGUGGAACAGUUUUAAUUGUGUAUGCAGUGAAGUAUGAGCGUGAUCUUCUCCAUCAAAGAAGGAUGGAUCAUAUCCCAUUUAAAAUAUCUUAAUAACAUUUACACGAACGUAAAGAAUAACAAUACGCAGUAUAAGCUAAGUUUUAAUGAGAUACUGUUCGAAAUCAAUUCGCAAUACUUGCGACACAAUCAGACAACUCAAUCCGAUCAGCAUGAGGGUUGUUCGAUUCAAAGCAAAAUUAGAAAACGAAAACGAUCGAAACUUUUACCGGACGAAGAUUUGAAAGAAAUAAAUGAUAUUACACAAAAGUUCAGUAAAAUAAUUUCAACUGCAAAAGCAGAAGGAUUAUUUUCGGCUAAUAUAUUGUCUGAUAACAAUGAAGGUGCACGUUUGGAAUCGCAAAAGUUUUACCAAGACACUUUUUAUGAUGAGGAAAAGAAUUUUUAUGGUUGUAAUGACACAGAUGUAGCUAUUAUAUCUGAAUUGAAGAAGAAAGAGUAUGUCUUUCCUGAGAAAUGCAGAUUUCAUUGCUACGAUGUGAGAGAUAUCGCAAACAAGCUGGAGCUGAGCAACCAAUAUGAUUUCAUAUUGUUGGACCCUCCUUGGUGGAACAAGUCCAUAAGGAGGAAAAAAACCAAAUACUCACAAGCUAGUUAUAAAAUGAUGUACAACGAUGAGUUGGCCAAGAUACCAAUUGGGAAAUUACUAUGCUCAAAUGGACUUGUAGCAAUAUGGUGUACCAAUGCUCCAAGCCAUCUACAUAGCAUUUUUAAUAAUAUAUUUCCAUCGUGGGGUAUUACUUAUAGAGCAAAGUGGUAUUGGGUUAAAAUUACUCAAGCAGGAGAUACAAUAUGUAAUUUUAAUUUCGCGCCUGGUAAACAGCCUUACGAAUUAUUAGUUCUUGGUUCUGUACUAAAUGGUAAUGAAAUAGAUAUCCCCGAAGGGAAAUUGUUAAUAAGUGUACCAAGUGCAGUGCACUCUCAUAAACCACCGCUGACAGAAAUUAUGAGAGAAUAUUUACCAAGUGAACCAAAGUGUUUAGAAAUAUUUGCAAGAUACUUAUUACCCGGAUGGGCAAGUUGGGGUCUUGAAGUGUUGAAGUUUCAACAUUUAUCAUUAUAUACGGUAGUAGAAGAAACGAAAGAAACUCAAGCAAACAUCGAUGUAAAUAAAUCGAUUGAUUAAUAUUAAAUUUCAAGAGAACAACA